Molecule: messenger RNA, 1062 nt
Organism: Penicillium coprophilum
Lineage: Eukaryota; Fungi; Ascomycota; Eurotiomycetes; Eurotiales; Aspergillaceae
Exons: 2
Coding region: 1-1062 (353 amino acids)
Source: RefSeq, a predicted model, not a curated record
AUGCCUCUUCAUCUCCUCGGUAAGAAGUCAUGGAACGUCUACAACGCCGAUAAUAUUGCCCGCGUCAGGCGCGACGAGGCGCAAGCAAAAGCCCGCGAGGAAGAAGAUGAACGUGUUAUGCAAGAGGCCGACGCCGAACGUAGGAUUAAAAUUCUUCGCGGCGAACGUCCGCCUACGCCUCCACCGGCGCCCUCCCUGUCGUCUGAACCCGGAGCUCGAUCAGACAGAAAAUCUGACCGAGACGCUGGAGGAUUCCGUAAAAGAAGGCGUAUUGCCGGCGAGGAUGAUACAGAUCGAGACAUACGAUACGCUAGGGAGGAUGCAGCACAGGCGGUUUCUAAGCGUGAAGAGUUGAUAAUCGCCUCUCGCAAGGCUGAUACAGCACAAGCACCGAUUUUGGACAAGGCCGGUCACAUCAACCUAUUCCCAGCCGCAAGUGCGAAAACACAGAAAAACCCCGAGGCGGAGGCCGAAGCGGCACGGAGGAAACGCAGCUAUGAGGACCAACACACAAUGAGGUUCUCCAAUGCUGCAGGCUUCAAGGAGACUAUUGGUCAGAAACCGUGGUAUUCCUCUGCGGAGAAAAACGCAACAGCGCCAGGGUCGAUGCCCGAGAAAGAUGUGUGGGGUAACGAGGAUCCAAGGCGCAAAGAGAGGACACAGGCUCGUAUGAGUGCGGAUGACCCACUUGCAGCCAUCAAGCGGGGUGUGCGUCAAUUGAAAACAACAGAGCAGGAACGGAAACGGUGGAAUGAUGAAAAGCGACGAGAGAUCGAAGCUUUGAAAGCCGAGGAGGCACGGCAAUCAAGCCAUCGGCGAAGGCGAUCCCCCUCAGUGAACAGCCUCGAUGGGUUCAAACUGGAUCAACCGGACAGAGAACGUGAGAAGGACCGACGAAGUUCUGACAGGCAUCAUCAUUGUCGCCGUCGAGAUCAAAGUAGAGAAGGCUCCCAUCAUCGUCCUCGUCACCACACCUCUCAUCACAGUCGUCGUCAUCAUCACGAUGAACGUUCUGGGACUGCCAGGCGGGAAAGACAUACUGAAGCAAAGAAUCAACAUUAA